GGCAGGAGUCCCCGAGGUCACCGCAGCGAGACUGAGCCUGGACACGGAGCAAUAACAAACCAAACCCGCUGGGGAUUUGCAAUGCAAGCAGCCUUUCCAGGUUUCUUUUCUGCUUUGCUCCCACCCUGCUGUUGGAUUUGAAAUCAUGUCGGUUAAUAUUGUAGCUUUUGGGAAUGAAAGAGAUGGUUUUUCUGAGGACAAUCAGCAGCCCAACCUGAUCUGGAGCUAUCUCGGGAGAAGUGCUCUCAUUUCCCAGAUCGACAGCAGCUUGUCUGCCAGUCAUGUUGGAAACCCAGUUUUUACUGAGUAUCAAGCCUGCGUAUUUGGAAAUGUCAGACUGGUGGUACACGACUGUCCUGUCUGGGAUAUAUUUGACAGUGACUGGUACACUUCCUGCAGGCUCAUUGGAGGAGCUGAUAUUAUUGUGAUUAAAUACUCUGUCAAUGACAAGACUUCAUUUCAAGAACUAAAGGACAGCUAUCUGCCAAUGGUAAAAAAAGCACUAAAUCACUGCUCAGUUCCAGUAAUAAUUUCUGCGAUUGGUGCAAGAAAAAACGGAGUGCCUUGCACCUGUCCCCUGUGCACUUCAGACAGAAGGAGCUGUGUCACAACUUCUGAAGGAGUCCAGCUUGCGAAGGAACUAGGAGCCACUUACCUUGAACUGCACACUCUUAAUGACUUCUACAUCCAGAAAUACUUUGGAGGAGUGCUUGAAUAUUUUAUGAUCCAAAGUUUGAAUCAGAAGUCAUCUGAAAAAAUGAAGAAAAGAAAAAAGACGCAGAAGUGCCGUCGAGUCCAACCACCUCAGCUUGAACAGCCAGAAAAGAUGCCGAUCCUAAAGGGUGAAGCCUCACACUACAACGCAGACCUGCACAACCUGCUCUGUGGCUGCCAGUGUGCAGAUGUGGCCUUCUACCCUGAGGACCUCAGCACAGCAGUGGAGGCUCACAAGAUCAUCCUCUGCUCUGUCAGCCACCUCUUCAUGCUGCUCUUUGGGGUGAAGAGCCCGUCUGAUGCCCACGACGCCUCCGUCGUGCAGCUGGCACAGAGCCUCUUUGCGGUGCAGGCGGGGGAUCCCUUCCCCUCCUCCCCCCGCAGGGUCCCACCCUGUGUCCCACCAGUCAGGGUGGUGGUGAAGGAUUCUAUCUUCGGCUCUUGUCUCCCAGAUAUCCUCCACUUCAUUUAUUCAGGUGCUUUCCAGUGGGAACGAUUAGAAGAGGACAUAAGAAAAAAGCUGAAGGAUCCAGAUAAAACAGAACAUGUGCUUGAGAAAGUUAAAUGCAUCCUGAAAACUCCAGGAAAGCUAAACACUGUAAAGGACUGCAAGUCUCACCAGUUAAAACGGCUCUAUAAUACUUCUCUCAGGCUAUUCUUUAACACACCUGUGCUGGCUGAUGUAAUCUUCAAAAUACAAGGUGCAACUGUACCAGCCCACAGGGCAGUUCUGGUGGCUCGCUGUGAGGUUAUGGCAGCUAUGUUUAAUGGUAAUUAUCUAGAAGCAAAUAGCAUUCAAGUUCCAGUGUAUGGGGUUUCCAAAGACACUUUCCUGUCCUUCCUAGAGUACCUUUACACUGACUCCUGCUGCCCAGCCAGUAUUCUCCAGGCGAUGUCCCUGCUGAUCUGUGCAGAGAUGUACCAAGUAAUGAGACUCCAGCAUAUUUGUGAACUUUACAUCAUCACGCAGCUUCAGAGCAUGCCUAGCAGGGAACUGGCUUCCACAAGCCUCAGUAUUGUUAGCUUGCUCAAAAAAGCUAAGUUUCACAAUUCUGAUUGCCUUUCAACUUGGCUUCUUCAUUUUAUUGCCACUAACUACCUCAUCUUCAGUCAAAAGCCUGAAUUUCAAGAACUUUCAGGAUAUUCCAGCAGGAUGUUUCACCACCCUGGUGUGGGAUCAGCACACAACAUGAUACAGCCAGUACAGCAUCACCAUUUUUAUGGGUCCUGUUGGAAUGGCCAGGUUUCCACUCAUAACUGCAUUUGCUGGACCAGUUUGGUCAUUUUAUGUCAACCCCUUCAUAUUAUCGUGCUAAUUUAAAUCAAGUGGAAGAGCGUAAUUUUGUAGAGAUGCAUCGAUGGCCUUCAAACUUGUAUCUGAAGCAGCUUGCUGAUUACAGGAACUAUAUCCACUCUCAGAAAUGCCACUGCACAGUAAUGUAAAGAGACUGAGUACAUAUAAAGUACAUUUCAACUGCAAAAUUUCGGCUUGGGGAUUAUAUAAAAUAUAAAAACCAUGUCAAGAGUGAAACCUGAUGCUCAACUCCUCUGGAAAUUACAGACAUUCUUUGUUUUGCUAACAAGUCAUUCUAAUUUUUACCUUGAAGCAUUGAGUAAUAUAUGUGAAGAUUUUUUUAAAGCACAAGGACUUCAUAUUCAUGGGGAUUAAAUGUAUUACAGGACAGUGCCGUGACUGGCAUCUGCUCCCCUUUCUUAUUUCCUUUCUGUUUAUUUUAUUGUUUUUCAUGGUUAUUUGUGGCUGCUAAACUGAAUCUGUUGAAAAUAGACUGGUUUUGUAAAUCUGUGUGUAAUAGUAGCAUAGGAAUACAGUAGCAGUGCAGGGAAACUGAGAAGCCAGGUCAUAAGUUCUUCAUAUACAUCAGGUUGCAAAAAUUUUCUGCAGCAUUUGUUAGUUCACAAUAUAAUGGGUAGGCUUAAGAAGCAUUGCAGUUACUAAUAAUUUAUUACUCCAGAGAAAGCCUGUAGUUCUGUUACAACCCUAUGAAUUGAUAUUUUAAUUCCAGAGGAACGCCUAUGCAUCACAGUACUCUCUAGUGCCUCCAAACAUUUAAUGAAUGACAUCAUUUUUCCUGCCAGUAGGAGAAGAAAGCCUGCUUUCACAAUCUGCAGAACACCUUUGUUAGUGCAGUCAUACUGUAUUUUUCCCCAUGAGGAAUAAAGAGAAGGAAAACUACGUAUGCCCAGAGCAUAUCUGUACAGGACAAGGAAGAAAGGCAGAAGGGUCAACUGCCUUUCUUGGGGUUUGAGCAAAAAAACUCACUAGUACAAGUGGCUUUUUUGGGAAAAGUGUGUCUAGUAAUCGUAGUCACCACAAUACGUGUUAGAUGUGCUGGCCAUGAGGGAGAUGACCCUCACAGAUUUGCCUGUCCUGCCAGGGAUGUUGGCUUUUGUGGUGAGACUUUGAGCCCAAACCUCCUCAGGAGGGACUCAGUUGAAGUUUAGUUAUCAUGGUGUGCUCGUGAGCUACACCGUGUGGGACAAACCUAGCUGUGGAUCCUUUCUGAGAUACAAGAGAAAAACUCAGAAUAUUAUGACUGGCAUGAUCCUUGCAGAUGCUAUUUAGCAUUUUCUUGACCAAAAUAACUUGUCAUGCUGCUGAAUUGUAUAUACAUGUGCUAAUGCCAAAAUGAACCCAGCCUUUUCCUGAGCAUAGGUGCUUUUCUAGAAGCAAAAUCUAAUCAAGAAACUAAACACGUCAUUAUCAUUCUUGUACUUUCAAUUCUGGUUUUUCAUUUGCCUUUGUAAUGUGGUUUGUAGCCUGAGACUGUGGAAUUUCUACCACAUCAAAUGUACCUGAAAACUGCAUCUAUGAGAAGGUGGAAAAACAAAUUGCUCAAGCUGAAUCUUUUUUUUUUUAAGGUUUAAGAAUUGUUAUAUUUUUCAAUACUGUUUUAUAGAUACAUUGAUCUUUUCAAAUUCCA
Molecule: messenger RNA, 3656 nt
Organism: Serinus canaria (Common canary)
Lineage: Eukaryota; Metazoa; Chordata; Aves; Passeriformes; Fringillidae
Gene: RHOBTB3
Product: Rho related BTB domain containing 3
Exons: 13
Coding region: 146-2035 (629 amino acids)
Biological process (GO): proteasome-mediated ubiquitin-dependent protein catabolic process; regulation of proteolysis
Cellular component (GO): cytoplasm
Molecular function (GO): GTPase activity; GTP binding; ubiquitin protein ligase binding
Source: RefSeq, a predicted model, not a curated record